AUAAUAUUAUUGCCGUAGUGCCGUGACAGUGUGUGAAUGCGCGCGCAUCGGCCAUCACCGUCGUGUCCGUCCGGUCAAAAUAUCUUCUCAGCGCAGUACACGUUUUUUUUACACAAAAUUAAAUAUCGAUCGUCAGGAUUUUUACAUUUUCCCGAUCAUUUUUGCUAUCCAUCGCCCGCCGUAUACGACGCGUGUCAUACAGCAUUGUGCGAGGCCCCGUGUACUAAGGUAACUGCAGACUCUAAUCUCGUUGACGCGACCACGAUAUUGAAUAUUAGUGAUCUGUCGAACACCGGAACAGAACGCAUAGUGUCGUUUUAUUCAGUGGCGUUAAUCCAAGACGACGGCCUCGUCCCAAGCCAUCCGGAGUGACGUACACCGAGCUGUCGACGACCGUGACUGUUUGGACGACUUGGUGGUGGAGCGGUCUCAGGGGUCUGCGGAACACUGGUGAUAGCUGAAGUCCCGACGUCAGCGUCUAUCCGACGCGGUCAUCGUCCCUUCGAUCGUGGAGGUGGUGGACAAGCAAAAGUCAUUCCGAUGUGCCGCCAUGGCGACCGCCACCGCGUCCGCCGUCAUCAUUCUGUUCCUGUUGCUGCACAUGUCAACGAUCGGCAGUGUCGCACGAGCGGACAUGAUGACCGACAUUGGACCAGGCUCAACGUGGAUCACCGAGCCACCAGAGAGUGGCGUUGCGGUCCGCAGUAAGCCUUACACGUUACAAUGUCAUUCAACCCUGCCGAAUGCCACGUAUCUAUGGAUGUACAACAAUCGAACUUUAGAUCUAGUCAACGACUCGCGGCGUCAGAUUCUUCCCAACGGCUCUCUGUUUUUCAAAACCGUGAUGAACAAAAAAUUGGGCGACGCGGGAUCCUAUAGAUGUAUAGUACAAACUCCCCACGGUGCAGUUUCCUCAAAAACAGUUACAUUGCUCACAGCAGUUAUUCAUGACUUUGAUGUAUCACCGCCCAAUGUAACAGUUAGUUCAGAAGCUAGUCGUUCUGUUAUUCGAUUUAACUGUCAUGUGAAUUCCAUUCCUUUAGCAACUAUUACGUGGCAGAGAAACGGAGUUGUCUUGUCCAGUAACAAUAAAAAGUUUGUAACUAAAGUUCCUGGUGUACUAUAUAUUAAACAAGUUAACGAGAAUGAUGCUGGAGAGUAUAGAUGCGUAGGAAAAAACCAUUUAUUGAACAAGAUAAAAUACAGUGAAGUUGGUAAUUUGACUGUCAACAAGAUAAACACUGGAGGAUCUUCUGGACCAAAAUCAGAUAUCCAAAAAUUAGCAUUCAUUUCGCCUAAUGUCUUGAACCUGAAUGUUAAGUAUGUGACUGAAGGUGAAAAUGUGACAUUUGAAUGUGCUGCUACUGGUGUUCCGGCUCCACAGCUCAACUGGUCAUUUAAAAACUCUACAGGACACAAUACUAUGCUUAAUGAUGAAGAAACUUCUGUCAACAUAUUAAGUUUAACAAGAGUAAGUUUUAAGGAUUCAGGAACGUAUACAUGUCAUGCAUUUCAGUCUGUGACGGGAUGGCCGGAUCUGCCACAAGCUCAAUAUUUUCAAUUAGAAGUUAUGACACCUCCUAACAUCAUUAUUCCACCAGAAACACAAACCAUGCCUAUAGCAAAUACUAUUCGCUUUGGGUGUGUGGCUGAAGGUAAUCCCACUCCUAAUAUAACAUGGUAUCACAAUGGUCAACGUUUGAAGUUAAAUGGUCGUAUAAAGGUCAAGAGCAAACAACUUUUAUUAGUUAGUAAUACAGUAUCGAAUGACUCUGGAUUCUAUCAAUGUUUUGCUUCUAACCAAUAUGGGACUAUAUGGGCAGGAGCGAUGCUCAAUAUUAGCUCAUCCCCAUUUGAACCAGCACCACCUAUUAAUAUCAGCUGCCGUACAUUAUCUCCUACUCAAAUUCAAGUAUCUUGGCGAAAGUCCCCAACUGAUAUCCCUGAUGAUCCGCCUAUCCUUGUUCGCGAUGAUUCUACACAACUUGGUCCUUCUCACGGUGGUGUGCUAUCAUCAUCAUCUGCUACUGUGUCUACAGAUAAUGCAAAUAAAGUAUCCAGAGCAUAUUCUAUUCAUUACAUGCCUACAGAUGGUGGAGAAGAAACACAACAAGUUAGUGUAAACCAUUCUAUUAUUGUAGAAAAAUUGAAACCAUACAAAAACUACACUUUUUAUGUACGAGUCUAUAAUGGUAAAUCUGGAUCUGAUCAAUCUGAAAAAGUCACUUGUAAAACUCAAGAUGGAGUGCCACAAACAGUUCCAGAACUAGUGGUUACUACUGCUCUUAGCCCUAUAUCAUUAUACAUAGAAUGGGCUGCAGUUAACGUAAAUUUGGCUAAUGAAGCCAUUACUCAUUAUCAAGUAAUGUGGAAACGAUUACAUUGUUCAUCAAAUUAUAUACAAUUGUUGGAUAAUGAUGCCAGACAAUACACAAUAACAGGACUUAAGCCAGGAGAACAAUAUGAAGUGCAAGUAUUAGGUGCAACACAAAAUGGUUUACCCAACAUUAAUUUUUCAUGGCAUUUAGUCGAGUUACCUAAUAUUAAUCCUAUAUUGCCCAUACCUGUUUUAAGAUUUAGCAUUGACCAAUCAAUUAUAAAGCUUUCAUGGUUUGUCCAUGAUCAAUCAAUUAAAUUUGACUCGUAUAAACUAAUGUAUCGCAUCACUAGCCAAACAAACCAAUCAGUGAUGACACUACACACACUCAGACCAGACAAAAACCAUCAUAUAAUACAUUAUACCAGUGAUUUAGAUGUUUAUGAAGUAUUAUUAAACUGUGUAUCUGAAAGCGGUGAAGGGGAAUCAGUAUCUAGAACUAUAGCGGUAGCGUUAGAUAUAUUGUCACCACCAUCUCAGAUCGAAGCUGUUGCUACGUCACUCCAGACAUUGAAUUUGUCAUGGGUUCAUUCAGAUUCUGUUAAUCCAUUGUCUUUGCUGUCUAUUAUUACCUACAAUCUAGUAUCUGAUUUUUCUCAGAAAUCCACUACAGUUAUAACUGAUAUAGGUGUAUCUUCAUUUGAACUAUCAGGACUUAAACCUUAUAGCUUAUAUGAAAUCAAGAUAGCAGUUCAAGACCAAAAUAACAGAAAAAGUGAAUUCAGUCAAAAGAUACAGAUACGCACACUUCAAGGAGUUCCUGGUAUUGUAGAACAAAUAGAAUUGCAGUGGAUAAAUACUAGCACUGUUCGCAUAACUUGGGUAGAGCCAAUGAAGUCAAAUGGUGUGAUUAUGGGUUAUUAUGUUUCAUAUACAUCCGAUCUUCACAUACCACCUACAUCCUGGGAACAGCUAAAUGUCUCUCGUCAUAAAAACUCAUUAGAUUUGUAUGGCUUAAGCAAUAACACACAAUACUUCUUUAUGGUACGUGCUGCUUCUGAUGCCGGAUUUGGUCUACAAAGUGGCAUAUUUUCCAUUACUCCAUUAACUACACUGAUUAACCUACCGGUUAAUUCAAAAUAUCCCGCUAAUUCACCAACCUUGUAUAUAGAAGAUCAGCAGCUAUUAGGUAUAGUCAUCGGUAGUGUGAUUGGAGUUUGUUUCAUGAUGAUAUGUAUUACAAGUAUUAUGUUGAAACGUCAAUGCGUGAAAGCUGAACGAGAACGAGAUCCCCAACAAAACUCAAUGGGUACUGACGUGGCAUUCUGUGCUCAACAUCUACGACCAUUUACUAUUGAUCAUGAUCAACACGAAGAAAGUGUUCCUUUAAACGAUGUAAAUUACAUUACUAGGCACAUUGACGGAAGAAGUCGAUACUCAAAUAACACGUCUGGCAUGGCGUUGCCACUUCUUGACCAAAGUAACCCAGGAGAUCAUGACAUAACAAAUGUCCAUAUCAUUGAAAACCCUCAGUGUACUGUUGACGUUGAUGGUUAUGAUGUGGACAGUCUAUUAAGCGAAUCAGCUGAAGGUGGUGCGGGCACCGAAGAAUCUGGUUGCAGUGACCAACUGGCUAAGAGCCUUAAAGGUGGUGGUGAUUCCAGCGUGGUUGAUGAUGGAUUUCAUGAACACGUUAUGAGCUAAAGAGAAUGUUAGUUGGUUGGUGUGUAGGUAAUGGUAUAAAUGAUGUGCCAAAACUCAGACAUAAUAAUAAUAUUUUUUAUGUAUUCCCUGAGAUUCACUAAAGUCUGUAUUAUUUUUUUAAACUUAUAUGAUACAUAUUAUAACAAACAUCACCAAAAAUAAAAAAAUAAAUGUCUGGUUUUUACUGACAUCACAUUACGCAUGUUAUACCAACAACAUAAAUUAUGUUGGAUUCAACCUGAAAGAGUGUAGGCCACUGUUAUUAUAUCUUAAAAGUUUUUUAUUAUUAUUAUUAUUAUUAUUAUUAUUAUUAUUAUUAUUAGUAGUAGUAGUAGUAGUAGUAGUAUUAGGAAUAACUAUGUAUGACUCAAAACACUUGUUUUGUGACUUAUUAUUAUUUAGUUUGCUAUUAUGUUUAACUUUUGAUGUGUAAUUUUUAGAUUGAUUUCUUGAAAUUUUGAUCCCUUAAAUUUGAUUUAAUGAUUUUUAUAAUACACUGUCUCCAGUUCUUACCAUUUUUAAAUUAUUAUUUUCUUUAGGGAUCGCGAUAAAAAGUGAGAUACAUGCGUACAUUAAUAAAAUAUUGUUAAUAUAGUUUAUAAGUGUUUUCCUAAAUAUUAUAUCUAUAUUUUUUUUAGAGUAUUUAGUUAUUAGGUUUCACUGAACCUCACAAAUAUAGUACAAUUAAUAUAUAUUUUAUAUGUUUAUGAUCUUCUGAGUUCUAUCAAAGAUUUUGGUAUCAAAUAACCAUUGCUAUUCUUGUAUUUUUUCCUGUUUCAUUUUUGUGCACAUUUUAAGUUAUACAAUAUACAUACAUAUAGUGUCCAUCACCUUAACUACAAGCCAAUAGCUUGCCAAAAACUUCAAUAACAUUAAUGUUUACUAGUAUAUAAUCCAUUAUAUAGUUUAAAACGGAAUGUUGUUCAUAAUAAUAAUAAUAUUAAUAAUAAUAAUAAUAAUAAUAAUAAUAAUGUUAUUACUAUAACUAUAAAUUAUAAAGUAUAAAAAAGUUGUGAGAAAAAUUAAUUUUUUACAUUAUAAAAGUUGAACGUAAUUUAGCAGUUUUGCUGGUAUAUUUUAUAUUAAUAAUUAAUGAUUAAUUUUGUUUGUUAAAUUGUUUAAUUUACAACAAUAUAUAUAUAUAUAUGUAUAUGUGUGUAAUAUAUAUAUAUAUUUGUAUAUAUAUUAUAUAUGUAGUUCCUAUUCCCCUGAAUAUUUUAUAUUUUGAACAAGAGAAAUACUUACAAUGGAACUUUUUCUUUAGAGAUAUAAUAAUGGAUCUCAAAUGGCGCUUAGAAUUGAAAAAGUUCUUUUGUAUAUUGUAUUAACCUAUUCACAUACAAGUCAAUUACAUUAUCAUCUAGAUAUUCAUUUCCCUGACACAUUUCAAACAGGUUGUGAUUAAUUUAUCUCAUUAUUUAUAUGUAUGUACUAUAUAUAAAUAUAUAUAUAUAUUUAAUAUAUAUGUAUACAAGUAUAAUAUGUGUACAUGUAUAUAUAUAUAUUAUAUUUAUUUCAAUCUCCGAUAAUAUUUUUACAACCUUUAUGUACUUAGUGUAUAUUUUAUACAUACUAUUUUUUUUAUUAUUAUUAUUCUUUUUUUUUUUUGUUACAUUUAAAGAAGUAGGUACAAAAUAUUUUUUUAAGUUACAAUGCUUAAGUUUUUAUUUAUUUAUUUAACUGUUAAGUUUAUACUUGCCAACGUUAAUUUUCAUUCAAAAAAGCAAUUAUGAAUUAAGAUGUUUUUUUUUGUCAUGUCUACUUAUUAAAUUGAUAUUACUAUGUGUGAACUGAAGAAGUGAUCAUGAAACUACCGUAAACUUCUAUGGUUUUCAUUGCUAUGAUGAUUAUAAUUAUGUAAAAUAUAAUGAUACUUCACAAGUACCUGAUAGUUUUGUUUAAAAUGUAAUGUAACUCAUACUUAUAUUUUGUGAAUUGUGUUGAAUCUAUAUGAGAUAAACACAAUUAAAAAAAAACAAUAAUUUUAAUACACUAUUAUUGCUAAUUUAUUUAUAAAUAUUUUAAAAAUAAGCCAAGGUACUUGUAUAUUUUUGAUUAUUAAUGUUAAUUAUCAUAGGUAGUUUAUAAUCAAUGGCUAUAAUAGCAUAGCUAUGUUUAAAUGUGUACAAGCUGAACUCAAUUUUUUUAUAUUUUCAGUGAAAUAUGUAAUGGCCUAUUUUGGUGCUCUUUGACAAACCCGGAAUUUAAAAAAUAAAACCAAUAUAAAUAUAUAUUCUUUUGGCACCUUUGGCCAAUUUUAUUUCUAUACUAACAACUAUUUGUCAGAAUAUUUUAUUAUUAUAUAAUUAUAUUGCGAUGUUUAAAACAUUUUUAAUUCAAGUUUAUGUUUGUUUAAAAAAAUAUAUAUAUAUAACAAUACAAUUACAUGUAUUAUAUUCUUGUUUGAACAAAAUUUUUUUUAUUAAAUCUUGGUACAUUUUAAACGUAUUUUUAUAUGGUAGCUAUUAGUAAGUUAAACAUUUUCAGGGCCUUUUUUUGUAGCUCGUCAAAAGUAUACUGUUUUGAAUUUAUGGUAACUAGUUCUAAGUGUAUGGAAAAAGCUCAUAUUUUAAGGUGCUUCAAUUAAAAAUUAUAAUAACUUUUUUUUAUAAUACACAGUGUUCAUACACAAAUAUAUUUAUAUAAAUACCAUAUAUACAUGUGAAGACUGCCACAAUUAAAGAAAAUCUGAUUGGAAUAUUAUUUUGUACAAUAGUCAACAUAGGUAUAUAUUAUAUUUGCUCCACAUUUUUAAACCCUAUUUGAUCUGUUUGUAUGAGAAAAAAUAGUACAAAUUUUUUUUUCAAUAUCUUAAAAAAUAUGAUAAUUUGAUCUAUAUUGAUAUACUUUUUUUUCUAUGAAUAAAUCUGUUGUAUGAUUUUUUCCGCUUUGUUAUUUUGUAAUUAUUUGUUAUCGCGUUAAAAUAAAUAAAAUAUUUUUAUGUGAGUUUGGUUUCUGCAACAUCUUUCACCCUGAAGCAAUAAUGCUGUCAAAUUUUUUUUUAUGAAUCUUACGUGUAUGUUAAUCUCUUUUUUUUGUCAUAUUUUUUUGAAUAUUUACUUUAAUAUACAUUAUACAUAUUACGUAAUAUAUUUUUCAACAUACCAAUCCCAAUAUUCAAUAUAUUGUAGUAUUUGGAUAAGAAUUUUGUAUUUGUGUUUCUUGAUUGCAGUUAGAUACAUAAACUAACUACCUAGGUACCUCAUUAGAAUAGUAAGUCGUUGCAGUUUAUUUGUUUUAUUAUUAUUAUUAUUAUUAUUAUAAUUUGACGUUAAUUGUACCUAUUUGUAUUGAGUUUAUACGUUCUUAUGUGUUGUACAAUUAGUACAUCGUUUAUAUUUUGAUUAAAAUUAAAAUUAUAUAAAUUUAAAAAAAUAUAUAUUGUGAAUUUGCAAAUA
This is a messenger RNA of Metopolophium dirhodum (rose-grain aphid), 7419 nucleotides long. Its product is annotated as protogenin B-like. The transcript has 18 exons. The coding region runs from base 551 to 4021 and encodes 1156 amino acids. NCBI's taxonomy places the organism in Eukaryota, Metazoa, Arthropoda, Insecta, Hemiptera, Aphididae. Gene Ontology annotation, molecular function: protein binding. The record is from RefSeq and is a predicted model, not a curated record. Gene Ontology annotation, biological process: cell-cell adhesion.